AUGCCUGAAAGUUACGGCUUGAUGGCAGAUGAUGGUUCUAUGGAUUAUAGUGUGCAUGAGGCCUGGAACGAAGCCACCAGUGUUCAUUUGGUGGUGAUCCUUGUUAGCUUUGCUCUCUUCAUGUAUGCCAAGAGGAAUAAAAGAAAAAUUAUGAGGAUAUUCAGUGUGCCAUCUUCAGCAGAAACCUUGUCAGAGCCUAACUUUUAUGACACAAUGAGCAAAAUUCGCUUAAAACAACAGCUAGAGAUGUAUGCUAUUUCAAGAAAGCAUGACUAUCAGCAACCACAAAACCAAGCUGACAGUGUACAACUCUCAUUGGAAUGAACUCUAAAGAAGCAAUAUAAGUAACUGUUGUAAAACAAUCUAGUACUAAGUUCCUAAUUCUUCCUGCUAAAUCAUGAACAAUAUAUUUUGUUAGUGUUUUGUUGUUUUGUUUAUGGGCCAC
Sorex fumeus (smoky shrew) is the source of this 445-nucleotide messenger RNA. RefSeq names its product small integral membrane protein 19-like. The record is from RefSeq and is a predicted model, not a curated record. The transcript has a single exon. NCBI's taxonomy places the organism in Eukaryota, Metazoa, Chordata, Mammalia, Eulipotyphla, Soricidae. The coding region runs from base 1 to 324 and encodes 107 amino acids.